AUGAUCUGUCGUCCAGUGUUUCUUUGUCGUCGGCGAUUUUGCCCCCGGCCCUUUUUUGUGGUCUUGGUGGUGGCAAUCUGUCUCUUCUAUCAGACUCUGACCCUCCGAGGGACUAGGAAGCUCACAACCGCUGUCCCCAGGGCUGCCCCCCACACACCCACCGAGACUCAGGCGAGCAGAUGCAGGAAAGGACAUACCCAGGACAAACAGUGCUUCCUUCUCUCCGGUAAUGCACCGGAAAUCAGAAAGAUUGAAGAAUCAAUGGAGACACACUUUGGCAGUCAUGGUAGAAGGGCCAUGCUCUAUAGGCCUCCUUCCUACAGCAAAAUGGAGCUUCAGCUACACCAGCACAUACUUAUGCAGCACGACUACACGGUUGUUAUCACUGAAGAAAGACCCGAAGCUGGCCUUGGGCUGGGACUGCUAGAACAAGGUGAUUUGAGCUCCUGGGAUCUGCUCAUUUGUCUGCCUUCAAGGAAAGCUGAUGGAAAACCCUGUGUGUCCAAGGAGGACAUGUGCAAGUUAAGUUCACAUCAAAGGAUAAAUAUAGUGCCAGAAAUACAGCAACAGCUUUGCAGAAAGGAAGGAUUAUGUCAAAUAAUUAGAAGAUUUCCAGAAUUGAGACUUCCAGUGAGUCCCUCUGUGUGUCUGGAUCAGGGAGUACAACAGCCAAGUACUUCAAGUCAUCUUUUAAAAACAGUGAAGCCACAUAUGUGGAAACCAUGGGACGGGCGACGUGAACAGCUGAAUCAAACAACAGUCCUUGCUCCCCAUGAAACAAUCUUUAGAGCUGAGGAUCUAUCUAUGAUUCUGAAAGCAUAUGUACUGGUGACAUCUCUAACCCCUUUGCGUGCAUUCAUUCAUUCAACGGGCACGGUGUGGAGUCCACCAAAGAAAAAACGUUUCACUGUCAAGCUGCAAACUUUUUUUGAGACAUUCCUGAAGACAAGUUCACCACUUCAGGCAUUUGAUAAUAUGAAGGAAACAAUCAGCAAACUUCUUCUGGCUGCUGAAGUCUUCAGUGAAACGUCUACUCUGGGACCAAAGACCUUCCAUAGAUGUAGAUUAUGCUUUCAACUUUUAACUUUUGAUAUUGGUUAUGACAGUCUCAGGUACCCUAUAGUGCUUCAGGUGCACGAGCAUUUGAAUUUUCAAGAUGAUGAUAACAUGGAUUUUGAGGACCAAAAUACAGAAGAAUUCUUGUUAAAAGACACUUUCAAUUUUCUCUUCUCCAAUGACUCUUCGCUUUCCUUAUUUUCAGAGAUAUUUCAGAGACUUUAUAGAUCUGGUGUAUUUAAGGGCGAAAAUGAAAACUAUCAAAAGGACCUAAAUCAAUGUCUGGCUUUAGAAGAAAUUGACUCAAUUAUGACUUUCAUAAAGGAACUUGGGAGUCUGGGGCAGUUUCAACUGCUCUUUCCAUCUACCACUCCUGGGAUUCGAUCUUUGAUGCAUGAAUUUUACGAUACAACAAAUCCUUUGGGAAAACCUGGCUCAGUCCUGACCCAGUACUGGUCUCUUUUAAAUGUAUUUGAACAAUUUUGGCUCCUGAAUAAAAAAGCCCAGCUACAUCCACUGGAAUGGACUUCUUUCAUAGAAGACAAGAACAUUGAAAACCCUCCAGUGUCAUUUGAUACACAUGAAAUCAAAAAAGCUGCAGCUCCACAAAUUAUGAACAAAAAUAAAGAUAUACAUUGCAGUAAUGAUAAAGAAACACUAUGUCAUAUCAAGGAGAUCUUCACACAUCCACAGUUGGAACUAAAUCCUGACUUUAAUCCAAGGAUCAAAGAUUAUUAUUCCGAAGUCCCAUUUGAUGUGGUAACGGUGACAAUCGGGGCAGUGACGUCUAAGUGUCAGUGCACAGUGCACCUGUAUGAGCCGGCAGGGCCGAGCUUUGCCAACUACCCUCUUGGCUUAGGAAUGAACAAAAUCUCCAUGCUUGUGGUGGAUGAGUCUCCAGCAGAGGGUGAGACUCUGGUCACAUACAAACUCACCAUCUAUAGAGAAGACCGCCCAAGCCUGCCCUUCUUUGAGGACUUCACAGCGUGUGGUUUUGUGCAGGAUUGUGGCCUGUUAAUUCACCCAGAGGAGAACUGUGGGUUACAACCUAUUUCUCUUGAGUACAUUGAAGCCAUUUCACACCCUGAACUGAAGAUGUGUCCAUCUGGGGACAUAAAAGGCCAGUGGAUCGUGCCUUGCCUUAGUUGUUCAGACAACAGGACCUGUGACUGGAGAGAAAUAACUUGGCAGCCCCACAACUGCCAACAUGGUGUCCUAACUAAGCCUCAGCUCCAGCAGUGCCUGGGAGGAAGGAAGAUUCUUUUCAUUGGUGAUUCAACCAACAGAGGGAUCAUGUACUAUCUGAUUGAAAGACUAAAUGAAACGCUCCAGGAAUGGCAGAAGGUGCAUGGAACUAAAUUGUAUCCCAACGUCAAUGGUGGGAAGACAUUGGUUAGUUACUCCUACUAUCCCCAGUUUUGGAUAAGUCCUUCACUGAGACCAACAUUUGAGAAAGCACUUGAACAUCUCCUGCAAAGAUCACGUCCCCUAGAGAAUACUGGCCAGACUGUAUUGGUUGUUGGUGGUGUUCAGUGGCUUAAUUCCAACCACCUGCAAAUUAUUCACAAGGUUUUGAAAAGGGAAAAUUUACUCAAUAUCCUAGUGAUCAUCAAAACUUUGGGAAUUGGAUUCCAUCUGCCAGUGGACGGAGUUCAUUUCUUAACACAGAGUGAAGUACAAAAUGUAUGGAAAGAAAAUAUGAUUAUUCUGGAUGCUGCAAAAAGUUAUGGCUAUGAAGUGGUUGACACAUUCACUAUAACCAUGGGGCGAUAUAAAGAGUUUCUGCAGGGCAGUUGUGGAUGUCAUUUCCAUGAGGUAGUGAAAUCAAAGUUAUCCCAAGAAUUCCACUUUAUUAAAAUGAAAAGAUCAAAGAAUCAUACAGUGGAAAAAUAUUUCAGCAAUCAAAGUAAACUACAACAAGACUUUGUAACAAACCUUCAAUCACCAUAUCAUGUCAGAGGUCCAAUAAAUCAGGUUUGUUCUGAAAUCCUUCUCAGCAGGAUGUGUGCAAGUAAAAGGACCGUGCGGGCUCCCUAA
Molecule: messenger RNA, 3093 nt
Organism: Marmota flaviventris (yellow-bellied marmot)
Lineage: Eukaryota; Metazoa; Chordata; Mammalia; Rodentia; Sciuridae
Gene: Cped1
Product: cadherin like and PC-esterase domain containing 1
Source: RefSeq, a predicted model, not a curated record